ACUACUGAGUUAUGUUGUUUGGACUGUUCAAAAAUAUGAUUAGACGCUUGUUGGAUCCUAAAAAGUAGUUCAUUUUUGGAUGAUCUGACAUGGGUUCUGAGCAAUAUAGCUUCUAAGUACUGGUUUGGUUAACAUAUAAUGGAAUUAUGUUUCUUGCUUUCAAUGCUUUUACUAGUGUUUCUUGUUAUUUUCAUUGAGGAGUUCUUGAAAUGUUUGGAAUGUUUAUUAGGAUAGUAAGAACUUACUGGAGAGCUAUCUUGCUUGGACUCUUUGAAAAUAUUGUUAGAUCCUCUAAAAGUAGUGCAUUUUUGGAGAAUCCGAUAGGCAGAGUAAAAAUAUUAUUCAACUGAAUCCCCUAAGUUGAAAUAUUAUUCUAUGGAAAUAGAGUAAAAAUAAUUUUAUAUUUAUAAAUUGUUGAAUCCCCUUGUUUGAAUUUCUAGCUCCGCCACUGACGGGUGCAACAAGAUAUUUGGAGAGUCAGAGCAACAUAGCUGGAGAGUGAAUAGUUUGAUUGUGCUUUGUGAAAGUGUGAAUUGCUUAAUUAGGUACAAAUUCGUAGGAGUUUGGUACAAGAAGAUAUUAGGAAAUUCCAUUCAUCACCGAGGAUAUUUAGUUGAUAAGAAUAGAAAACUAUUCCAACAUUUAGCUAAUUAUGUUCUUGAACUGAUUUUUUCCUGCAAUUGUCAUUUGAGUUCAGUGAUUCUGAGAAAUUUCAUGAAAAGAUCCAGCACAGAGGCGGAUCCAGGAUUUGUUAUAUUUAAUGAGUUCAACUUUUAAGAUUCGUAGCAUUAUAUUGUUAAAUUAUGAGUUCAGAUCUUAUAUUUUGUUGAUGUUUUAGUAGGUUUUCCCUUUUCUUAUAGUUUAGUAUUAUUCGUUUCUUUCCCUUAUUUUUUGAUUUCUAUCACUACUUGGUAUUUCACUUCGAUAUCUGAUUAUCUUGUUGUUGUGUUUGUUUGUUUCUAUUGCCUCUUUUUCACUAUUUGUUCAGACGAGGGUCAUCUUUUGGAAACAACCUCUCUACCUUCGAGAAGGUAGAGGUAAAGUCUGUGUACAUUAAUUCUACCCUCCUUAGACCCGACUUGUGGGAUUACACUGAGUUUGUUGUUGUUGUUGUUGUCUGUACACCGUGUCGAAAGUUAUGGGUUCAAAUGAACUCGUAACCAAAAGACUACAUCCGCCCCUGAUUUAGCAUAGAAGUAUCUUACUAUGAACUGAAAUUUAUCCAUUUUACUUUUGGAGGUUUUAGAAGAAAUUUUGCCUACAACUACAUUGUGGUUUAGAUGUGCAGAACAACUGUUUCGGGGAUCGUUAGGAUUUGUAAAGAUGGAAAUGGAGAAAACAUGUGAAUUUUGCAUGUUAUUGAAGCCAGUGGUGUAUUGUGAGGCUGAUGCAGCACACCUUUGCUUAUCCUGUGAUGCUAAGGUUCAUUCAGCUAAUGCCCUCUCUAAUCGGCAUCCUCGUACCCUUGUCUGUGAGUCCUGUGGACACAACCUGGCUUAUAUACGAUGUUCGGAUCAUCAAACGUUCAUGUGUCGUGACUGUGACCGCCGCCAUCAUGAUCUCUCUUCUCAACACCAGAGAAAAGUGAUCACUAGUUAUAUGGGGUCUCCUUCUGCCAAGUAUUUGGCAGCAUUAUGGGGAUUUGGCUUGAAAGAUUUGGAAAAUGCCACUCCACCAGAUCAGUUCAUCUCAACAUCGAACGGUAAAGUAAAUGGAGCUAAGGUCACUCCAAAAAGUUUUAAACGGUCUCACUCGUCACCGGGGGGCUCUUCCUUAGCUUCUGAACUUGACUUCACUGGUCUUGUUGUCUCUCCAGAAUCAGAAGUGGGAUCAACUAGUAACUACACUAAGGCGUUAUGCUUGCGUAAAUGGAGGGAGAACAAUUCUCUCAUUCUACAGCAGAUUCUAGACUUGGAAAGACUUCAGCUUACUGAGGGCAGUAACAAUUUAUCAAGUGGAGAAAGUCUAAAUAAUGUUUCGUCAUUGAAAAAUUGUACGUCAUGGAAUAUGCAUAACAAAAUUGAUCGCUUGCAGAACUCACUUGAUCUUGGCCCUGAACUUCAGGAUUGGGGCAGUACUCAUGAAAGUCCAGUUGCUGAAUCUUUUCCAUUACCUUUGCCAGAUGGAGAUUCGUUCUGGGAAUGUAAAAGUCCGGUUCAAAGUAGUCAGCUUUGGCCUCAAAAUCUGCAAGACUUAGGAGCUUAUGCUGAACUAGAAUGUUUCGAUAAUUCCAAUAUGCCUGAUGUUGAUUUGACCUUCCAAAACUUUGAAGAACUCUUCGAUGAGGAGCAGGAUCUGAACAACACACUGCUUGAGGAGGAUAUGACAUGCUCAUCUAUGGAGAAUGAUUCAUCGAUAGAUAGAUCAGAUUACAGUUAUGUCAAGAAGGACAUAUCAACAGCUUCAUCGGUCCAUACAGGACAGUCAACUCAUUUUGGCCAAGGCCACGGUGAGCACAUUCCCACAAUCAAGGAUUGUCCUCCGCCAAUUAGAACAAACUUCUCGUCAUUGUCCUUCUCAGCAUCAAGGCUGAGCAUUGAAAGCAGUGGUAAUGAGUACGUGGAUUCACCCGCUGCCAACGAGGAGGAGGUUUCAUGUAAUUCACAGAUGGACAGUAAAGAGAAUCUAUUAGCAAUGCAUAAAGAAAAAAAGAAGGCUCGGCUUUCUGUAUUCAGGUAUGAGAAACAAGCUCGGAAUACACCUCGAAGAGCUAGGACUAACUUAAAAAAGCAGCCGAUAAGAGGGCAGGUCCUAAAGGCACACUGUUAUGAAUCGGAUGCAAUUAAUAUGUCUCGAAGCUUUUAAAAAUCACUCUGGUUGAAUGUGUGAGACUUGUGUACAUACCAUCAAGCAUCACUCAGUAACUCAAGAAUAUCUUUCCCAACAUCUGUUGUAUGUUGCUUCUGUCAAUUCUUUCUUCUUUACAUUGUGUAAAGCCUAAUUUUUUAUUCUAACAGAAUAAUGGGAUAGCUUUCAUCCUGGCUUUUUAUGUUUGUGGACUGUUAUCAUUCUCUUAAACACAUCUUGAGAAGCAUUAGUGCCAAAUGUCAAGGAAUUACUUUCAUUUGCCCA
This is a messenger RNA of Solanum dulcamara, 3072 nucleotides long. RefSeq names its product putative zinc finger protein At1g68190. The record is from RefSeq and is a predicted model, not a curated record. NCBI's taxonomy places the organism in Eukaryota, Viridiplantae, Streptophyta, Magnoliopsida, Solanales, Solanaceae. Gene Ontology annotation, molecular function: zinc ion binding. The transcript has 5 exons. Bases 1324 to 2805 code for a protein of 493 amino acids.